GCAUCUUCGCGCCAUCAGGAAAAAGUAUACAGAGUUAUAGAGAGAGGAAGAGGAGGGGAGAGAGAGAGAGGGAGCCCAAGGAAACCGUUCUGUUAGCGAAGAUCAAGUUCCAUUUUCGAGAUCCUCCAUAUUCGUAGAGAAAAUCCCGAAAUCUUGCAGACCUUCUCCACCCCCGAAUGGCGGAGAGGGGCAUUCACAUGCUCCACACUCUCGAGCCGAGAAGGGACGCCUAUGGAUUUGCUUUGAGACCUCAACAUACACAUAGAUACAGAGAGUAUUCUAAUAUUUACAAGGAGGAGGAAGAGGAAAGGACAGAUAAGUGGAAGAACUUUAUUGACCAAAUAGCUACACCAGUUCAACCGUGCCCUCUUGAGGAGGUGGAUGAAAAUACGCUGCAGGCUGAAACUAGUAAGCAUAAAGAAGAGGCUGAAUCGGGGAGGUGUAGCACAGGGGAUGACUCAACUGGCUCGAAAUCCGUCUCUGUUGAUACAGCAGAUAGUGGUCCAGAAAAACUGUUACAACCUCCAGUAGAAACAAAAAAACGUGUUGUACAAACUUGGUGUCAAACUAGGCCAUCUCUAAAUGCCAUUGAGAUUAUGAUGAGCUCUCGUGUUAAAAAGGGGAAGACUAUGAAAGAUGAAAAGACAAGUUUUGGAGGAGACCAUCUUCCACCAGUAAAAGAGGCAGAAUCUUUAAAAGGAGCAGCCGUCACAAACUCUGAAGAGGAAGAAACUUGCUUUAGUGAAGUGCUAAAUCGUAGUGCAUCUGCUACUGGAGCAGAAAGUAGGGUGGACGAAUGCAUUUCUAACAGCGUGAAGCCCUCUGAGAGAGAUGGCGUCAUGGGUGAUACAGUUUCACAAGAACAGUUAUUUCCAUGGAAAGAAGAACUAGAAUUCCUUGUUCGUGGGGGGUUGCCAAGAGAUCUGAGGGGAGAGGUAUGGCAAGCCUUUGUAGGUGUAAAGACCCGUCGAAUCGAGAAAUAUUACCAGGAUUUGUUGGAUCAAGAAACUAAUUUUAGUGCGGACAAUGAGAACAAUAACCCGUCUGGUGUACCAAUAAAAUUGAAAAAACAGAUUGAGAAGGAUAUACCACGUACAUUUCCGGGUCAUCCUGCCCUGGAUGAGAAUGGUAGAGAUUCCUUGAGGCGUUUACUUUCAGCAUAUGCUCUUCACAAUCCCUCAGUCGGAUAUUGUCAGGCAAUGAAUUUCUUUGCGGGUUUGUUGCUACUCCUGAUGCCCGAGGAGAAUGCCUUUUGGACUUUCGUUGGAAUAAUUGAUGACUAUUUUGAUGGAUACUACACCGAGGAAAUGAUAGAAUCGCAGGUGGACCAACUUGUUUUUGAAGAAUUGAUGCGUGAAAGAUUUCCUAAAUUGGUGAAACAUCUGGACUUCUUGGGAGUGCAGGUCACAUGGAUCUCAGGACCUUGGUUCCUUUCCAUUUUUGUAAAUAUGCUUCCGUGGGAGAGUGUACUCCGAGUUUGGGAUGUGCUUCUGUUUGAAGGCAACAGGGUCAUGUUGUUCCGGACAGCACUUGCAUUGAUGGAAUUAUAUGGUCCUGCACUAGUUACUACAAAAGAUGCAGGGGACGCCAUUACUCUGUUACAAUCCCUUGCUGGUUCCACAUUCGAUAGUAGCCAGCUUGUCUUGACUGCUUGCAUGGGCUUUCUGACUGUAACCGAAGUAAGACUACAAGAGUUGAGAAAAAAGCUCCGGCCAUCUGUGCUAGCUGUAAUUGAAGAAAGAACGAAGAAGGGUCGGGUUUGGAAGGAUUCCAAAGGGCUAGCUUCCAAGCUUUACAGUUUCAAGCAUGAUCCUGGAUCACCUGCAGAGGGGAAGAAAACAGCUCUAGGAGCCGAUGUAGGACCCUGUACCUCUAAUUUGGAUGACUUUCUUAAUGGAAUAGGAGCUGAUUCAAAAACAGAAUCGCUCCCGGACCUUCAAGAACAAGUAGUAUGGAUGAAGGUUGAGUUGUGCAGGUUGCUGGAGGAGAAAAGAGCUGCAGUUCUAAGAGCUGAGGAGCUAGAAACAGCACUUAUGGAACUGGUCACACAAGAUAAUAGGCGACUAUUAAGUGCCAGGGUUGAACAACUGGAGCUAGAGGUAGCGGAGUUACGGAGAACUCUAGCAGAGAAGAAAGAACAAGAAGUUACAAUGCUUCAGUUGUUGAUGCGUGUGGAGCAAGAGCAAAAAGUAACCGAGGAAGCUAGAUCAAAUGCAGAGCAAGAUGUAGCUGCUCAGAAAUAUGCUGUUCAUAUGCUACAGGAUAAAUAUGAGAAAGCUAUGGCUUCACUUGCUGAGAUGCAGAAGAGGGCGGUGAUGGCAGAAUCCAUGUUGGAGGCUACAUUACAGUAUGAAUCUGGCCAAGUUAAAGCAACAGCAUCUCCUGGGUCACGUAAUCAAGGACCUGCACAGGAAAAUCAAAGAAGGAUAGGAUUGCUGCCAUUUGCUCUAGGAGGCUGGCGAGAUAGAAACAAGUUCACCUCUAAAAUCCCAUUAACCUGCAAUACAAUACAAUACUACUUUUACUUUUUACUUUUACCACUCACCUCUCUUACUCUCUUGUGAAAAUUAUUUUUUUUAAGAAGUGUUUAGGGGAAGUCUAGUUGGCAAGGAUUUGGGGUCUCUUGAUCAUUGUGACUUAAGUCUCAAGUUCGAAUCUUCAGAUGAU
Momordica charantia (bitter melon) is the source of this 2667-nucleotide messenger RNA. The record is from RefSeq and is a predicted model, not a curated record. Lineage: Eukaryota; Viridiplantae; Streptophyta; Magnoliopsida; Cucurbitales; Cucurbitaceae.